Clarias gariepinus (North African catfish) is the source of this 2095-nucleotide messenger RNA. It is a transcript of the gene rnf2, whose product is annotated as ring finger protein 2. The transcript has 7 exons. The coding region runs from base 69 to 1079 and encodes 336 amino acids. Gene Ontology annotation, cellular component: PcG protein complex; ubiquitin ligase complex. NCBI's taxonomy places the organism in Eukaryota, Metazoa, Chordata, Actinopteri, Siluriformes, Clariidae. The record is from RefSeq and is a predicted model, not a curated record. Gene Ontology annotation, molecular function: chromatin binding; ubiquitin protein ligase activity.
CGCGCUGGCAAAGGUAAGAGUGCCCACAACACAGAAAAGGACCCGAUUCUUCUCUGGUUCGCCGAAUCAUGACUCAGACAGUGCAGACUAACGGGGUUCAACCCCUCAGCAAGACCUGGGAGCUCAGCCUCUACGAGUUACAGAGAACUCCACAGGAGGCUAUAACAGACGGGUUGGAGAUCGCAGUGUCCCCUCGUAGCCUACACAGUGAGCUGAUGUGUCCUAUCUGCCUGGACAUGCUGAAGAACACCAUGACCACCAAGGAGUGCCUGCACCGCUUCUGCGCAGACUGCAUCAUCACAGCGCUCAGAUCCGGGAAUAAAGAGUGUCCGACAUGCAGGAAGAAGCUGGUGUCGAAGCGCUCACUCCGUCCCGAUCCGAACUUUGACGCUCUGAUCAGUAAAAUUUACCCGAGCAGAGACGAGUAUGAGGCGCACCAGGAGCGAGUGCUGGCUCGCAUCAGCAAACACAACAACCAACAGGCUCUGAGCCACAGCAUCGAGGAGGGCCUUAAGAUCCAGGCCCUGAACAGACUGCAGAGAGGGAAGAAGCACCAAAUUGAGAACGGAAGCGGGGCAGAAGACAACGGCGACAGCUCGCACUGCAGUAAUGCCUCUGUCCACAGUAACCAGGAGGCAGGCCCCAGCAUCAAACGCACCAAGACUUCAGACGACUCGGGCCUUGACAUGGACAACACCACAGAGAACGGAGGAGGGGACACAGCUUUGGAUGGAGCCAGCGAGAUCGAGCUCGUCUUCAGGCCUCAUCCUACUCUCAUGGAGAAAGAAGACGCUGCCCAAACCAGGUACAUUAAGACUUCGGGCAACGCAACAGUCGAUCACCUUUCAAAAUACCUGGCUGUGAGACUCGCCCUGGAAGAGCUACGCAAGAACGGAGAGGCCAGUCCAAUCAAUGUGGAGGCUGCCAGCGAGAAACAGUACACCAUCUAUAUUCCCACAGCCAACAACCAGUUCACAGUCCUCAAUGGCUCUUUCUCCCUGGAGCUGGUGAGUGAGAAAUACUGGAAGGUCAACAAACCCAUGGAGCUGUACUUCGCCCCGACGAAGGAGCACAAAUGAAUCCAGCAGGCUGUGAAGCUCUAGAAUGGACUGAUUGAUGUUCUUUUGCUCUCUCUCUCUCUCUCUCUCUCUCUCUCUCUCUCUCUCUCUCUCUCCUCCUUUCUCUCUCUACCUUUCUCUAGUCAUGGAGCACUUGCUCCUUAACAACUGUGGCUGCUUUUUUAAUUGUCUUUUUGUAGGAAAACAGGCCCAGGGGAUUAUAGAUACUGGGGGAGGGAAGACUUUGGGAGUCAUACUGGUAUUUGAUACUCUUUUUUUUUUUUUUUUUUUUUCUUUUUUUUUUUCUUCCCCCUUUUAUGUUGACACGGUUGGUUUAGUGUCCCAUCCUGAGCAGCAGUCUGUUAUGGACAGGAGUCUGAUGCGGCCUUCACUAAGGUUCAUAAUUAAUAAUACAAUCACAAACACCAUGUGACCGUGUAAUGUAUAGUGAUUGUUUGGCUUUGGGGAAUAAUUAACCAUCCGUGGCAUUCCCUGUCAAUGGCAGCCAAUGGCAAUAUCCCCUCACCUUAGUGUACACCAGUGAGAUCUCCCAAGCUAUAAGAGAUCAUAAGUGCAUUUUUAUCGACUAGUCGCUCCUCUCAUAUAAGCAUUUACAAAAGCUGACUUGCCUUUCUUGCCACUGUGUUAAGGUUAAUAUGAAGACUCAAGUCUGGCCUGCACUGUCCAUGCCACAUCACACAUCGACAUUAUAAUACUACUGUAUAUGUUCUGUCGGCUGUAUUGACCUUGUACAUAUGACAUCACUUCAGAUUAAGGCAUCUCGGAAACCUGUCACAGUAAGCAGACAUCGACUCGCAAUGCAUCAGUAGCCGUCAGACGUACACGGAAACAGAGUUUUGAUAUUAGCCGUAUUUCAUCAAAAGAAACAUCGUUCAUGACAAACCUUUUAGAGCAUGAAGUAUUUUUAGUUGGACACCAUUUGCAUAAGUAUGAGUUCAUGUUGAUGUUUUUGGGGAAAAGCUGUAUACCACAUUUGUUUGGAAAAUAAAAGACCGUAUGCAAGUGCUGCAGUGAGA